UUUACCGACGUGGCUGUGCAAAAUCAUUGUCUUUCACUUCUCAAAACCAAAUUGACGAUCGAGCCAGAUAGACUCGCUUGCCAGUAGCCGAAAUGGAACGGCAGAGAACGAACCGGCGAGUCCAAAUCGAUGAAUCGCAGCCUCCGAAAUACGACACUGUUGACGAGGGGGAUGAUAAUUCGAUGAGAAUGAGACCAUCGCAGAACAAUGUGACCGAAAGUCAAGAGCCCUUCAUGGGAGUUAAGGUCCGUAGAAAAGCGUCGCUUCACCGAGAAUACAAAGGCGAUUAUAUCGACGUGCCUUCUCGCCCGUACUUAAUAAAGAUUAUGGAAAAGCAAGGUGACACGCAAGUUCUUUUUGCUGAUAACGUUUUGAAGUUCACUGGUAAUGGGAAGAUGAAGCGUCGCAUUCUUCUAAUUACUAAUUUUGCCAUUUACCUUGUUGACCCUGAUACUGCUGCACUUAAACGCCGCAUAGCUCUUGCAGCUGUUGAGAAGAUGUCUUUGAGUGAACUAAGUGAUAACUUUUUUGCAAUUAUCAUUCCAUAUGAGUACGACCUACUCAUGGCUAGUACUCGAAAAUCUGAAAUUGUUACCGUGUUAGUUGAAGCUACUAAGAGUGACUCAGCGCAACUUGAGGUGGUUUUCUCCAAUAGGUUUGAGUAUAAUGCAACUAGCGAUUUGGUGAAGGAAGUUCAAUUUGAGGAAGUGGAAGGUGGUGUUAAAACAAGAAUUCUGACAAGAUAAGUUGCAUCUUAUACUGUCUUAAUAUGUUUGUAGACUUUUAAGGGGAUUUGAAGUCUCCAUUGUAAAGGUAAAAGACUGUUCAUCCAUACAUAUUUUGUUCCUUUCAGCAUUAAGGUCAACCUCCCCUUGAAAAUGUAGCUUCUUGUUUUGAUAUUUGAAACAGUGUGUGAUUUGUAAUUCUUUUUGCAAAAAAAUGGUAGUGUAAUUGUGUUCUUUCAACUUCCAA
Messenger RNA from Pistacia vera, 972 nucleotides. RefSeq names its product myosin heavy chain IB. The record is from RefSeq and is a predicted model, not a curated record. Gene Ontology annotation, cellular component: myosin complex. Lineage: Eukaryota; Viridiplantae; Streptophyta; Magnoliopsida; Sapindales; Anacardiaceae. Bases 93 to 746 code for a protein of 217 amino acids. The transcript is spliced from 4 exons. Gene Ontology annotation, molecular function: cytoskeletal motor activity.